Cladophialophora psammophila CBS 110553 is the source of this 291-nucleotide messenger RNA. Its product is annotated as protein transporter SEC61 subunit gamma. The coding region runs from base 1 to 291 and encodes 96 amino acids. Gene Ontology annotation, biological process: protein targeting; post-translational protein targeting to membrane, translocation. The record is from RefSeq and is a predicted model, not a curated record. Gene Ontology annotation, molecular function: transmembrane protein transporter activity. The transcript has 2 exons. NCBI's taxonomy places the organism in Eukaryota, Fungi, Ascomycota, Eurotiomycetes, Chaetothyriales, Herpotrichiellaceae. Gene Ontology annotation, cellular component: Ssh1 translocon complex; membrane.
AUGUCUGAAAUACUGCAAGAGAUUGCCGAUGUGCCCAGGGAAUUCUUCAAAGAUGGGACUCAGUUUAUCAACAGGUGUACAAAGCCCGACCGCAGGGAAUUCAUCAAGAUCUCACAGGCCGUAGGCAUGGGAUUCCUGAUCAUGGGCGCAAUUGGAUACUUCAUCAAGCUGAGUGCGUUCCUUCCUUCCCUUUCCCCCCAAACGCUGCCUCCCUCUUCAAGAUGGGUCAGGAUAGAAAGAGACAGAGUGAAGAGUCUUUUGCAACAAUUACAACCCCCAAUGAACAAAUAA